Molecule: messenger RNA, 1957 nt
Organism: Pyrus x bretschneideri (Chinese white pear)
Lineage: Eukaryota; Viridiplantae; Streptophyta; Magnoliopsida; Rosales; Rosaceae
Product: internal alternative NAD(P)H-ubiquinone oxidoreductase A1, mitochondrial
Exons: 8
Coding region: 1-1530 (509 amino acids)
Molecular function (GO): NADH dehydrogenase activity
Source: RefSeq, a predicted model, not a curated record
AUGUCUUGGUUCAGGAGCCUCAUCCAAGUCUCAGCCACCACCGCCAGAUCAUCGGCCCGACCCAGAAUUUCUGACCCGUUCUCCUACACUCUGCUCUCCCGCUUCAGCUCUGAGCCGGCUCGCCCGAGUCCGAUCCAUGAGACUCCGGAUCCGACUCCUACUCCUCAACCUCCGACCUUUUACUCGGGUCUGGGCCCCACAAUGCCCGGCGACAAGCCGAGGGUGGUGGUCCUGGGUUCGGGCUGGGCCGGGUGCCGGCUUAUGAAAGGAUUGGACACCGAGCAAUACGACAUCGUCUGCGUGUCGCCGAGGAACCAUAUGGUGUUCACGCCGCUGCUGGCGUCCACCUGCGUCGGAACUCUGGAGUUCCGGUCCGUAGCCGAGCCCAUUGCGAGGAUCCAACCCGCCAUUUCGAGAGAAACCGGGUCGUAUUUCUUCCUAUCCAACUGUAUCGGCCUCGAUUCUGAUAAGCAUGUGGUGAAAUGCGAGACGGUAACUGAUGGAGCUGAACCCUUGAAGCCAUGGAAGUUUGAAAUUGCGUAUGACAAGUUGGUAAUUGCUUUGGGAGCAAUGCCAACCACUUUUGGCAUACAAGGUGUACAUGAACAUGCAAUUUUUCUUCGUGAAGUCUCUCAUGCCCAGGAAAUCCGUAGGAAGCUGCUCCUAAACUUGAUGUUGUCGGAUGUGCCUGGUGUUUCAGAGGAAGAGAAAAGCAGACUCCUACACUGUGUUGUUGUUGGAGGUGGUCCCACAGGAGUUGAGUUCAGCGGUGAACUUAGUGACUUUAUUCAGAGAGAUGUUCAGGAAAGAUAUGCUCAUGUGAAAAAUUAUAUUCAUGUUACCUUAAUUGAGGCAAAUGAGAUUUUAUCAUCAUUUGAUGAUCGGCUGAGGCACUAUGCUACGAAACAACUGACGAAGUCAGGAGUUCGUCUUGUCCGUGGGAUCGUUAAGGAUGUCAAGGAUAAGAAAAUAAUUCUUAAUGAUGGCACAGAGGUUCCUUAUGGUCUUUUGGUAUGGUCUACCGGUGUUGGUCCAUCAUCUUUGGUGAACUCAUUGCCGCUUACAAAGUCUCCUGGUGGAAGGAUUGGUGUUGACGAGUGGCUGCGUGUUCCUGACGUGCAGGAUGUGUACUCAAUUGGAGACUGUAGUGGUUUUGUUGAAAGUACCGGAAAACCAACUCUUCCAGCCUUGGCCCAGGUUGCAGAGAGGCAAGGAAAGUAUUUGGCCAAUUUACUGAACAAAAUUAGCAAAGCUGGUGGAGGACGUGCCAACGCUGCAAGAGAGUAUAAAUACGAGGAACCAUUUGUGUACAAGCAUUUAGGAAGCAUGGCGACUCUAGGGAGAUACAAGGCUCUUGUGGACCUCAGACAGAGCAAGGCGGGUAAAGGCGUAUCUAUGGCUGGGUUCUUCAGUUGGUUUGUUUGGCGCUCGGCAUAUUUAACCCGAGUCAUAAGCUGGAGGAACAGAUUCUAUGUGGCGAUCAAUUGGCUUACAACAUUUGUGUUUGGGCGCGAUAUAAGCAGAAUCUAGAUUUGACAAGGAAACGAAGAAACCUAGUAGCAUGAAUACUGCUACUAGGUGAUGCUGGCGGCGGAGGCUGAGACCAAACUACGGUGGGGCGGCGGUGAGUGCUGUGAUGGUUAAGGAUUGGAUUCAAUGGACGGUUGAUGGUGGCGGUGGCGAUUGAACCACUCCCACGGUAAAAUAAAAAAAUAAAAUAAAGUACUAAGAGAUGAUGUAGAUAUGAUAACGAUUGCCAUGUUUUGUUUCAUAUCAGUUGGUUUAGUUCAGUUUAUGACGUGGUGCUCUUAUACACUCUACUUCUAUUCAUUUCUAAGAACAUAUGGCUUUCGAACGACGGGGUUACACAAGAUGUUCUUGCUGUUUAUAGUUUAUAGGACAUAUAUCGUGCCUGUUUAUAUAAAUACUAAUGUGAUUUGGUUUUCUUUCGGAUAUC